Messenger RNA from Colletotrichum graminicola M1.001, 1968 nucleotides. Its product is annotated as fungal specific transcription factor domain-containing protein. Gene Ontology annotation, molecular function: DNA binding; DNA-binding transcription factor activity, RNA polymerase II-specific; zinc ion binding. NCBI's taxonomy places the organism in Eukaryota, Fungi, Ascomycota, Sordariomycetes, Glomerellales, Glomerellaceae. Gene Ontology annotation, biological process: regulation of DNA-templated transcription; DNA-templated transcription. The transcript has 5 exons. The record is from RefSeq and is a predicted model, not a curated record. Bases 1 to 1968 code for a protein of 655 amino acids.
AUGCCGCCCAAACGAGCAUGUGAUAUAUGCUAUCGUAGAAAGAUUCAGUGCUUAAUUCCUGCUGAAGGACCCCCAUGCGACUGGUGUAGUCACCACAGAUCCGAAUGUAGCUUCAAUCGCGAAGCGCCGCGGAAAAGGCAACGCCGAAAAGUAACCGUAAGCGACGUACAAUGUCUGAACGAGCGUAUCCAGCAGCUUGAGGAUGCGCUGGCCCAAGCAAAUGCACGACAUGAUGUUCAAGGAAAAAGCUCUGGCGAUCGCGCCCCGGCCGACUCGGUUGACGAGCCGAACACUGUGCCCGUCCGGAGUUCUCCUGUAGUAGAUUCGGUUUCCCAUCUUUCCACCCAGCAAUUUCACUCUCCCCACCCCUCUUCACGAACGAGCGAGGUAAUUAGUGGUAUAUCAGUAUCCGCCUCAAGAGUCCUUCAACCUGGGAGCCACAUCGGACCAAACUGGUUCUUCAGGGGUAUACAUGCGUUUUCCGGUGAGGGCCGUCUCUGGAUCUCAUCCAAGACGGGCCAAACGGUUGACUGGACCAAGCUGCACAUAUUCAGCGCCAAGCACUCGCCGCUGACGACGCUGCCAACACCUUCAUUACCAGAAGUUUGCGAAUUGCCAGAUCGAGAUGCCUGUCAGCUGUCUAUCGCCUUCUUUUUUCAUUCGUCGUUUCAGCUGAAUUUCCCCGUCAUUGAUCCAGUUCUCUUCGAAAAGACUAUAAGCCUGGCCUACGAAAAUACUGACGAUGCUAGGACUUUGUCAGCGCGUCUCUCGGCCCGGGCAUGUGUCUUCGCCGUUCUUGGCAUCAUAGUUUUCAUUCCAGGAGCCCCUUUCUUAACACAGUCAGACUCAUACGCGCACAAAUCGCGUUGUAUUCUGAGUCGGAUUACUCGAGAUGUGAGCUUGACGACGUUACAGGCAGUGAUUAUGUUGCAUGUUCAACAUUUGCUGAGCGGUCACUGGCAAGAGGCAGACUCGCUCCUUUCAGUUGCCUCCCAGUUGGUUUACACUCUUGGCGGGCACAUCUACGACCGACAGCGAGUCUCAAGCGAUGACCCCUCACUCCCCAGCAGGGAGACACGUCACCUUCGGAAUCUUUUCUGGCUUUGCUAUAUAUCAGACAAGGAUCUGUCUCUUCGAACCGGACGGCCUCCCUUACUCUCCGACAUGUAUUGCGAUUUGACUUUGGUAGAUGAUUAUCCUAGCUCUUACACAUACCUACGAGGACUCGAUGGUUACCUUCACUCCCGCGGCACGCGCAUGGCAAACCUCAUGCCGCACUUCUGGGGCGAUGCUCGGCUCGGCUUUCUCAAAGAGAAAGUCUACCGUCAUCUAUAUUCUGUCCAUGCGAUGAGCGGCAAAGAUAACCGACUGCUCGUGCAUAUCCGCCAGCUGGACGACGAGAUCGAGUGCUGGAGGCUGUCGGUACCUGUCGACUUUCGACCAGCUCUUUCGGUCUCCCCCGAGACGCUGAUAGCCACCCCCGAUACGAGAACGCCUCAUCGGACGCGGUACUUCCAUCUUCUGCUGGAGUAUUGGUACCUGAUGAUUUUUGUCCACACGACCGUCAGGAGGUAUGACGCGCACACUGUCAUAGGCGAUGGAAGUCAUGACCUACACAGCGUCAUUCACUCGAGCUAUGACCUAUCACUGGAAGCCGGUAGGUCGACACUCCGGUGCCUAAGAGUUUUCAUAAAGACGCUCUCCGACGCAGAUUUAUGGUUUCUCAUCUUCUACACAACCAAUGCCUCCAUCUCGCUCUUCCUGAACAUGAUCAUACAUCCAGAGGAAGCAGACGGACAACUUGACCUAGAGCUUCUCAUAUCAACUGCGAACACCAUCCGCACUAUGAAGCCGCGGGCCGCAGUGACAGGUGAAGGGACGCGGAUACAGCAACACUCCGAGUUUAUUAUGUGGCUCGUGUGGCUUGGGUCCUGCGCGAUCACGAAGAGGAGAGACGUGGGACUUUAA